Messenger RNA from Guillardia theta CCMP2712, 252 nucleotides. RefSeq lists its product as hypothetical. Lineage: Eukaryota; Cryptophyceae; Pyrenomonadales; Geminigeraceae. Gene Ontology annotation, molecular function: protein binding. The transcript has a single exon. The annotation marks the transcript as partial. The record is from RefSeq and is a predicted model, not a curated record.
CCCCAGCUCGCCUCCGCCUACCACCAGAUCGGGUUGACGCUGUCGCGGAUGAAUCGGCUGGAGGAGGCGUUCGAGGCGUACAACGGCGCGAUCGAGCUGCUGCCCUCAUACGCCAUCACCUACAACAACAUCGGCGUCCUGCUCUCCAAGAUGGGCAGGGUAGAAGAGGCCCUGGCGCACUACGAAGCUGCGUUCAGCAUUGACGACAACUAUGCGGAUGCAAAGAACAACAUCGCGGCAGCUAAGCUUCAG